Messenger RNA from Phaeoacremonium minimum UCRPA7, 2124 nucleotides. Its product is annotated as putative mitochondrial nadh dehydrogenase protein. The record is from RefSeq and is a predicted model, not a curated record. The coding region runs from base 1 to 2124 and encodes 707 amino acids. The transcript has a single exon. Lineage: Eukaryota; Fungi; Ascomycota; Sordariomycetes; Togniniales; Togniniaceae. Gene Ontology annotation, molecular function: calcium ion binding; NADH dehydrogenase activity.
AUGCUUGCCGCCCGCGCCGGGCGGCAGUCGACACUAAGAAGCCCUCUCAAUGCCUCUACUCUCAUGAGAGAUCAGAUCGGUCUAGCACAAACCCGCGCUUUCAGCAAGACGACGAAGCUCCCCGCGCCGACCAAGAUCAAAUCGACCAGCCCCGUCACGAUCCGCCGUCGAGCAUGGCAGUUCUUCCUGCCCAAGCAUGUCAACGCACGUUUCUUAUCUGGAAAGCCACUGCCCCAGCGUAAAUCGCGAGUUUUGAACUUCACCUAUCGAGCUUUCGCGUGGAUCGGCAGUUCCUUCGUCUUCAUCGGCAUCGGCGUGGUCGGCUUCUUCCUUUACGACGCCAGCACAUACAUUGAGCAUCCGGUCUCCGGAGACAUUGAUGUCUCUCCCUUAGCCCUAAACCCCCCACGAGGUGGACCCAAGAACCUUCCUAUAUGCGAGGUCAUGAUAGACGAUGACGAUUGUGCGGAGCAGAAGAAACAGAAGGAUAAGCCGAAGCUGGUUAUUCUUGGAGGCGGAUGGGGAGGAGUUGCUCUGCUGAAGGAGCUCAACCCCGACGACUAUCAUGUUACCGUGAUUUCCCCUGCGAACUACUUCCUCUUCACACCCAUGCUUCCCUCCGCGACAGUUGGCACCCUCGAGCUAAAGUCGCUAGUCGAACCAAUCCGGCGCAUUCUACAACGAGUCAAGGGCCACUUCAUCCGCGCCAAGGCGGAGGAUGUUGACUUUUCGAAUCGUCUGGUCGAAGUUUCCCAGCUCGAUGCACUGGGAAAGGAAGUCAGGUUCUACGUACCGUAUGAUAAGCUCGUCAUUGCCGUCGGCUCUGUUACAAACCCACAUGGAGUUAAGGGGCUUGAAAACUGCUUCUUCUUGAAAGAUAUCAACGACGCCCGGAAGGUCCGCAACCAGGUUAUUCAGAAUCUAGAGUUGGCUUGUUUGCCUACCACGACCGAUGAAGAGAGAAAGCGACUGCUCUCAUUCGUGGUCAGUGGCGGAGGCCCAACAGGUGUUGAAUUUGCUGCUGAAUUGUUUGACUUGCUGAACGAAGACUUGACGAAGCAUUUCCCCAAACUUUUACGAAACGAAAUUUCUGUUCACUUAAUUCAGAGCCGUGGACACAUUCUUAACACAUAUGAUGAGGCCGUGUCCAAGUAUGCAGAGGAGCGCUUUGCCCGCGACCAAGUCGAGGUCCUCACCAACUCACGAGUAAAGGAAGUUAAGCCUGACCGGAUUGUAUUCACACAGACAGGAGAGGGUGGGCAGGUUGUCACAAAGGAGCUGCCGAUGGGCUUCUGCUUAUGGUCUACUGGUGUAUCGCAGACGGAGUUUUGCUCAGGCCUAUCAGCCAAGCUGGGACCUUCACAAACAAACCGACACGCGCUGGAAACCGAUACCCACCUUCGACUAAAUGGAACGCCCCUUGGUGAUGUCUAUGCGAUCGGAGAUUGUUCGACUGUCCAAAAUAAUGUUGCGGACCACAUCGUGCAUUUCCUCCGCACACUCGCUUGGAAGCACGGCAAGGAUCCUGAGACGCUGGAGCUACAUUUCGCAGACUGGCGCAACGUGGCACAAGAGGUGAAGAAGCGCUUCCCUCAAGCAGUUGGCCAUCUCAAGCGUCUAGAUAAGUUGUUUGCCGAAUUCGACAAGGAUCAGUCGGGCACCCUCGACUUCGGAGAGCUGAGAGAGCUCCUAAAGCAGAUUGAUAGCAAACUGACGUCACUACCUGCGACCGCACAACGUGCCCAUCAACAAGGCCAGUACCUCGCCCACAAGUUCAACAAGAUGGCACGUGCGGCACCCGGUCUCAAGGCGAACGAUAUCCGUGACGGCGACCUGGAUGCUGCUGUCUACAGGGCAUUCGAGUACAAGCACCUGGGCAGCUUGGCAUACAUCGGCAACUCUGCGGUCUUUGACCUCGGCGAGGGCUGGAGCGUGAGCGGUGGCCUGUGGGCUGUGUAUGCAUGGAGGAGCGUGUACUUUGCGCAGAGCGUAAGUUUCAGGACGAGAGUUCUCAUGAUGUUUGAUUGGGCCAAACGUGGACUUUUUGGAAGAGGUGAGACUGCCACUCUUGCUUCAAUCUAUACACAGUAUGCUAACAAUCACGCAGAUUUGAUGAGCUACUAA